Molecule: messenger RNA, 5637 nt
Organism: Symbiodinium sp. CCMP2592
Lineage: Eukaryota; Dinophyceae; Suessiales; Symbiodiniaceae
Source: the annotation of a GenBank genome assembly
AUGGGGGAUUGGCUUAGGGCUCGGAUUAGGGCGUCUAGGGCACCUUACCCUCCGACAGUGCAACAUGCCAUGACCGUGUUGCAUUCCACAUCGUUCGAGAUGCCUUUGCCUUGGGAUACAGGGAUGCUGUCUUCGGUUCUUGGGUCUAGGGGCUUCCUGCCGUCACCUCUUGUGCCUUGGAGUCCGGAUCAUGCUACCCAGGGGCCGCAGGUCUGCGAGACUCCUCAGCAGAUAAGGUCUAGAAAGGAGCCGUGGAAGGCAGCGGUGGUCCACUCUCGGUCUUGGGCCGACCAUGAGGACGAUCGACGGACCGCGGCACUUGAAAUGUGGCGGCUGAUCAUCUUGACUUCGGGAAAGGGCACUAGGGCUAGGGCUGCAAGUUUGGCACAUUAUGCGCGGUGGAGGGCAUCCGUUGGUCUGGACCCAGCGGUCUUUCCUUUGGACGAGGCCGAGGCUUACUUGUACGUUUGCUUUUUGAGGAGUGAGGGGGCUCCCAGGUCCCGUGCCCCGCGCUUCCGCGAAGCAAUCAAUUUUGCUGGCGCGAUGCUCGGUGCAGACGUAAGUGAUGCAUCGAGCUCGGCGCGCAUCCAAGGGGCUGCAAACCCUCAGGUUCAGGCUGUGGUUGUUCGCAAGAAGGUGCCAUUGACGGUUGCUCAGGUUAGGGCGCUUGAGGAGUUUGUCUUGCAUUCCGACAACGAUCUAGCGGCGGUUUUGGCUGGCUACGCCUUGUACUGCCUCCAUGGAAGGCUGCGCUGGAGUGACGCUCAGCACACUGAGGCAGAGCCGACAUUGGAUGUUCAUGAGGGCAAGGGAUUCCUGAACGCCCAGCUUUAUCACCAUAAAACUGCUAACCGGGGAUCGUUGGCUAGGCAUCGGUUGCUGCCCGUGUCCUGCAUCUCGCCCGGUCUUGCGGAGGGCAGUUGGGCGGCAACACUUUUGAGCUACAUGGCCAAGGCGGGUGCUCCGGAGAAUCUGCGUGCAAUUGCGGGGUAUCACUUGAGGUCUGCCAAUUCCUCUACCCUUGAGUAUUCCCGCGAUACCCUUGCACCGGCAUUGCAUUUCUUGGAGUGUAUGUUCUUGACCAUAACGAGCGGGUUGUUUGCGCCCGACGCUACCAGGGCUGGGCGCUGGACCCAGGGCGUGCGCUCGGUGGAUGAUGCGAUCCGAUUUCUGUCGGGGAAGCCGGCUCCCAGUCAGGCCUCGGGACCCGGUCCGGCCGAAGCUGCUGGGGCCGACGAGGUUGUGCAGUCUGAUCCGGAAUCGCCAGCAGAGAGCAUUGGGUCUGCCGGUGAAGCCGAGGAGGCGGGAGUCGCGGCGGGAGUGUCCAUUUUUGCGCUUGGGUCUGACUUGCAAGUCUCUGACGACGCCAGGCGGUCCGUUCGGUGUUUUCAGCAUAAAUUGAGCGGAGUGAUCCACGCAGCUAGGGACGAUCAGCCUCCAGAUGAGGGGGAGAUGACAGUCUUCCGGUGCGGCCGCUUCGCAAACCGAAACUAUGAGCUUCUGGACGAGGUAUACUGUGUCUGCGGUUGUGAGGUGACAGAUGGCUCAAUCCUUCUCAUGGUUUCGUGCUCGAAGGUGGGCUCGCAUGUGAACAUGUUCGUACACGGACGUGACGUAGAUUCUUGCACCACCAUGUCGGCCAUUGAUAGCGAAGCUGUGUUUCUUGCGAAGUGCACCCAGCUUGGAUUACCUGAGGAGGCCAGGAACCAGUUGAAGCGCAAGGGAUGGUCGACCUUCGGAACAUUUGCCUUUUGUGUCCCGGGCGAGCCUGGCCGUAUCGCUGAGGAUGUGUUCAAGACAGGUGUUGCGACCCCGAUCCUGGGGGCAGAUGGCGAUGAGCAUCAUGCUAAGCUUCGCCGGUUGCACUUUGAGGCGUAUGCACUCACUGCGGCCGAGCUCAAGCGCACGGCCGAGUCGACGGAGUCUGAUCAGCCGCGUAAGGUGCCGACGGCUGAGCUUGCGGCUAGGUACAAUGUCUUGCAGCUCAGGGUGUCCCCUUUACCGGUGAUGCAAGCCCUCCGAAGGCGCGGGGUGGCUUAUGAGCUUGCUGCCAUCAUGACGUUUGAACGCCAUGAGGAACUAAUCGAUCGCUUGUUUAUGGAGUAUCAACGUGAGCCCAUGCAAGGAUUCCAUCCCGUGUCACUGGCACAGUUGCAGGCAGCUGAUCGUGAGAUCCAUGUGCGUAUGGGUGAGCAUACGCGGGCGGGGCUAACGCCCGAUGCUUCAGGAGCCCUUCCUUUGGACGCGCCGCUCGGUAAGGUUCUGAGCGGGCCACACAUCCAUUGGAUGCUUAUGCCUCGCCAGAAGGGCUCUGCUUCAGUUGGGGAUGCCACUGAAAAGCCUCCAAAGUUGCCCAAACCACCGAAGAAGACCGACCCGUCGAAGGCGACGGAUAAGGACUCGCGUGGUGACAAAGACCAGAAUGCUGGCAAGGGGUCGGGGCCGAAUGCGGCCGACAAGCCGACCAAGCAGCGCAAGGUGCGCUUUGUUAUGCCCAAGGCGCUGAUUGGGGGAGUGCCCCGGGAUGACAGCGGGAAUAACAUCUGUUUCGAUCACAAUCUGAAGAAGUGCCCGAAUGCUGCUGGCUCCUGUCCGAAGGGGGUGUCAAACUUCUCCGAUGGCGGCCUCUGGAUUGCAGACCCGCAAGGCAAAGUGCCAUGCCCUUUGUCCGACGAGCAAGCACAUGGCGCCCUGACUCGACGGCCGGCAUCCGACCGUAACGCGCCACUUGAGUCCUCUGGGGUGUUGCGCAACAGUGGCCAGUCAAUCCGACCUUCGUUCCUGGAGAUUUUCUGUGGUUCCGCCGGCUUGUCUGCGGCCGUGCGAAAGUUGGGAUUUCAGGUUCUCGGCGUCGAUCACAAGCCCACCGCUAAGCAUGCAAAUGCACCCUUCAUCAGCCUUGACCUGCGUGACCCUGAGCAGCAGGAACGCUUGUGGGUGGAGUUACGGCGCGUGGAUGCCGUCUGGCUGGAGUUUCCCGAUGGGCUCCCAACACUGGCGGAUGUGGAUCGUUCCAAUGGCAUCUUGUGCAUUGUGGAGAAUCCCGUCGGCAGCUUGAUGUGGCGAAGUUCGUGGUUCCGUUCAGAAAUUCCGGAUGGUUUCUGGCAUGAGCUUCAUGCCUGCAUGUACGGAUCUUCCCGGCGCAAACGCACGGCUCUGUUGGCCACUUGCACUUUGCCCGGCUUGAUGCUGCAGUGUGAUGGGGCGCACAAACAUAAACGAUGGGGUCGGUCCCGGGACCCACAAACCGGGCAAUGGAAGUAUGCCACUUCCGAGGAAACGGCCUACCCUGCAAGCUUCUGUGCUGCCGCUGCUCGCGAGAUCCAGCUGGCACUUGAGCGUGUUGGCGUUUGUGUGCAACCGUCCGACUCCACUGACGGCGCAAUCGCAGCGACCUUUGCACAGCGCCAGCCACGGCGGGGCCGUGGUGUCGUGGGUCCUGCUGAAUACAAACGCCUGCACCGCAUUCUCUUGCCUCGGGACUUUCAGCCACCGGAGUGCGUUCCCGCUGAUCCGCCGCCAUGCUUGGUUGACAUCCCUUCGGGUUCAAAGCUGCUAUGGACUCGCGUCUUUGUGGAUGGGGGAGUUGAGCGCCGCGAGGCAGAAUUUGGGGUGUACCACACACCUCAAGAAUUCUUGCAGGAGGCCAUGGCAACCACGCAUCCCUUUGAUAGUGCCGUGUCCAUUGACGGUCCGAACCUUAGGGCCAUAGCAUAUACUCUUGAGCACGGGGUUGCAGCUGUAAAGCAGAAGCGCCUCUCAGUCUUGGAGCAUUAUAGGGCGCUUGAGAAAUCACUUCGGGAUGAUGAACGUGAGCUUAAGCAGUCCAUGGACCCAUCAGUCCGGGAGGUGAUGGGGUCCAAGAAUCUCCUGCUGUUCAAGCAGAUGUUGCUGGAUGCCGGUGUGCCUGACGAGCACCUCUUCGAGGAUAUGGUUCGGGGUUUUAGACUCACGGGCCCCUUAGAGCCUUCUGGGUUGUUCCCCCCUAAGUAUAAGCCUGCGUCUAUCUCGGUGGACGAACUCCGGCGCACGGCCUCUUGGUCGAAACACCUGAUCGAGGCGGCCUGCCGGAAAGCGUCUAAAGACCCGAAUGUCGCAAGGUCCGUUUGGGAGGAGUCUCUUGCUCAGGUGAAGAAAGGUUGGCUCGCCGGCCCUUUCACUUGGGAGCAAAUGGACCAGAAGUAUGGUGGCACUUGGGUGGCUUCCAAAAGGUUUGGGGUUUCCCAGGGUGACAAGGUUAGGGCGGUUGAUGAUUUGUCGCAGUUUCAGGUAAAUGCCUCCGUUACUGAGACAGAGAAGAUUCAGCUUGAGGGGCUCGAUGAUAUUGUGGCACUUGCGAGGUUCCACUUGGGAUCCACAGUGGCCGGCACAAAGGUUUUCCGGCUUCCUAUGUCCGGCGGAGGCGUUUACCAGGGCCGCCUGCAUAGGGACUUCAGGGACGGACGGGCAAGAAAUCUGAAGGGCCGAGCCCUAGACUUGCGGAGCGCAUACAAGCAGUUAGCCCGGCACCCUUCAGACGAUUGGGCAUCGGUGCUAGGUGUCCUGGACCCAGACACCGGCACCGUCUCUUACUUUGAGAGUGCCGCGCUUCCGUUCGGAGCGUCGAGCGCAGUGACAGGCUUUAACCGGGCCGCCCGAGCCCUGCGCAUUAUCAUGUCGAGACUUUUGCUCCUUGUGAAUACGUCAUUCUUUGACGAUUUUUGCCAACUUGAGAUCGAUGGUCUGACCGACUCGGCUGAUCAGGCUGCGCUUGCACUGCUGGACCUUCUUGGCUGGGAGGUGUCUGAUGGCGACAAGCUUAAACCUUUUGCUUCGGAGUUCACUAUGCUUGGGGCCGUGCUAUCCUUCAAAGAUGCUGGCAGGGGCUUGAUUAGGAUUAGGAAUAAGCCUGGGCGCGUGGAAGAGAUUGGCGACAUGGUGGAACGCCUUGCCUCCGACCCCGGUGAGGGGGCGCGCUCUCUUCCUUCCCUUAAGGGCAAGCUCUUGUUUGCAGCCUCGCAUGUGUUCGGCCGUUGCGCACAGGUGGCUACGCAGCUUAUUCAUCAUGCUGAAAAACACCAAGGUUCAGAGGCCCAUGCUUGUGUCGAGGCGGCUGUACGUCGCGCUUUGGAUACCUUGAAGGCUGCUGGGGACCGUCAGGUGAACCUGUGGUCUGAGCAGCCGCCUGUCAUUGUAUUUACGGACGGGGCGUGUGAGGAACGCGGCUCUCAGGUGACACAUGGGGCCGUUAUCGUGGACGUCGCAUCGCAGACUCAUGAGGUGUUUGGGGGCCACAUCCCAGGGCCUCUUGUUGAGGCUUGGCGUAGCUCCGGUCGAGUUCAACUGAUUUUUUUCGCAGAACUGUAUCCAGUCUUAAUCGCGCGACGCACUUGGGGAAAGGUGUUGCGGAAUCGGAGGGCGUUGUUCUUUGUGGAUAACGAAGCCGCCAAGGCGGCCUUGAUCAGAAACUAUUCGCCUUUGGUCGAUGCGGCCAGUAUGUUGGCGGACAUUGCCGAACUUGAUGUUGCGAACCAUUGUUUUCCGUGGUACUGCCGGGUGCCGUCCAAGAGCAACUUUUCUGAUGCAGCUUCCAGGUUGUCCUUUGGGGAGUAUGAGGAACGCUUCCGAAAGGUGCAGCCGAUGUUGGAGGCAGUUUAA